GAGAGACCGAGAGACGGGGCUCUAGCCUCUGCACCGUCUGCGACCACCGGGAGCAAAACCGGAAUAACCACCGACCAGCAGCAAGAUUUACCGCCGAGAACCCACCGAUUCCCGCCGGACAUUCAGCGGGAGAGAGGGCGGCGGGAGAGGGGGGGUUGGCGGACCAGGAGCCUGCCUGUCUGUCCGCUUGCAGACGGUGAAACAAAGCGGGGAGAAGCUGCUGCCAGCGCCGCUUUCAAACGGCGAUUAAACACUGAGUCAUGGCUCCGGAUUCACUGCGGCUUCAAACCAGCUACGAUUCAACGAAAAUCUGAACGUGACGUUCAAUUUCACGCGCAGAUCCGGACUGAAGACAUGACGGUGUGAAGGUCCAGAUGUUGGCCUGCUGAUGAUGCUCCAUGUUCUGACACUGUCCUGAUGUCCUCACACGGUCUGUCCUCCACCUGACAGUCUGAACCCAGGGUCGUAACGACGACAGGAAACACAUGCUGGGACAUAAACAGGGUCUGAGGAGGACAUUCAAAGACAUAAAUAAAGCCUCUGGGGGACAUAGAGAAGACACUGAGGGACAGAACAGGACGUUAUAAGUUUGAAUGUGAAGACGACUGAGGGGACGACAUGACAUCCCUGAAGUGGACCUGUCUCCCUGUCUCGUCGGUCCCAGUCCUAGUCCUGCUCCAGGCCCUGGUCCUAACAGGCUCUGUGUCGGCGGCUCGCUCUGACAGGAACAUGGUGUCGGAGGAGUAUGUUGGCGCCACGGUGAACGCCACGGUGCUGGACGGACGAGGAAACACCGUCCACACGAUGAGCAGCGACGACGGGACGUACGGACAGAACUCACCAAAAGUGGACACCAGGGGCAUCGUCAUUGCACCUGCACCACAUCAUGGAGUGGUGGACCGGCAGGGCUGCGACCCCAACACUCGUUUCCUGGUCCCCCCGCGGAAUGUCCACUGGGUGGCGCUGCUGCAGAGAGGGAACUGCACCUUUAAAGAGAAGAUCCUGAAGGCGGCAGCGUACAAUGCCACGGCUGUCCUCAUCUACAACAACUCCACUGACAAGACGGUCAAGAUGGGACACGAAGGUACUGGUGACACGGUGGCAGUGAUGAUCACGGAGGUGUAUGGUAAAGAGAUUCUGGCUCACCUGGAGAGAAACCUCACGGUCCUGGUCUCAUUGGUUGUGGGUCAACGUGGUCCCACUAAAAACAUCAACCGAGGCUCGCUGGUCUUUGUCUCCAUCUCCUUCAUCGUCCUCAUGAUCAUCUCGUCGGCCUGGCUCAUCUUCUACUUCAUCCAGAAGAUCCGCUACACCAGUGCCAGGGACCGCAGUCAGCGUCGUCUCGGUGACGCGGCAAAGAAAGCCAUCGGGAAGUUGACGACGAGGACAGUGAAGAAAGGGGACAAGGAAACGGAUCCGGACUUUAAUCACUGUGCAGUGUGUAUUGAAGCGUACCAGCUAAAUGAUGUGGUCCGGAUUCUGCCCUGCAAACAUGUCUUCCAUAAAGUGUGUGUGGACCCAUGGCUGAAUGAGCACUGCACCUGCCCCAUGUGUAAACUCAACAUCCUCAAAGCUCUCGGCAUCAUGACCAGUCUUCCCUGUGUGGACAGUGUGGUGUUGGAUGUGGAGCGUCUGGGUGUCAGUCAGGCAUCUGGCAGCCAGAGGGCGCCACUGGGCGACAGCAACCAGCCGUCCAUCAGCCUGGAGCCGCUCAGCCCCCCCCACCCUGAGGCCACGCCCAGAACACCGGCUGACAUCACCAUCGCCGUGACCAGCGGCGGUCACUUCUUCAACAGGAACUCCAUGUCUCCUCGCAGCGUCGUUUGUGAGAUGGAGCUGCCGGACAUUCAAGCCUCGCUGGACCUCUACGAUGACAACAAGUCCUGAGGACUGUCGUCAUGGUCACAGCCCCCCACCACCACUACCACCUCUCCACCUGCUGAUGGAGGGAGGAAGUGUUUUCUUUUGGGGCGGUAAUGGCAACCUGAAUGGACUAGUGAGCAGUGAUAUCAUUGGACUUUCUUCAGACUGAACAUGGUCUCUGGAGUCUGGAUCCUGGUCUGGAUCCUGGUCUCAGUUUAGAUUCAUUUGCUCAACACUCAUUUUUUUAUUUUCCCCAGAAGCAAAACUGGAGAUACUGGAGCUGGUCGUCGGAUCAAAUCCUUAAAAAGACGUUUUCCAACAAAAAAUCCAGAGAACUGAAUUCAGCCCAGGAACCAGAACUUGAACUAGGUUCCUGUGGCAGAACUAGGGGUGAUGCUGUCGUUGAGUUCCUAAAAAGGUUCCUGGGUCCCUGAAAAACUUCCAGAGUUCAUUAAAGGCUUCUGAACAAAGUUCCUGGGUUCCUAAACAGUUUUUCCAAAAUUCCCUGGAUUUUAAAGAGGUUCCAGAGCUCCUUGAAAUUCCCAGGUUUCUGGAAAAGUUCCAGAGAUCGUAAAGAUGGUUACUGGUAAAGUGUGUGAGUUCCUAAAGAUUUUUUUGAUUUCCUUAAUGGUUUCCUGGAAAAGUCCCCAAGCUUCUAAGAAGGUUCCUUGGGUUCUUUGAAAACUUUCUGAGUGGCUAAUAUGUACCUGGAAAACUUCUUCAGAUCCUGACAAUGUUCCUGGAAAUGUUUCUGAGUGCCUAAAAAGGUCCUUGGGUAUGGAAAAAAGUUUCUGAGUUCUUAAAGUGGUUCCUGGAAAAGUUCCUCAGCCCCUAAAAUCGUUCUUGGGUUCAUUGAAGCGGUUCAUAGAAUUUCCUAAAGAGGUUCUUGGGCUCUUAGGAAAUUUCCAAGUUCCUAAAACCUUUCCUGGAGAAGUUCCUGAGUGUCUAAAAAGGUUCACAGAAAGGUUCUUGAAGUCUAAAAGGGUUCCUGUGUUCUUGGAAAAGCUUCCAAGCUCCUAGAAAGGGUCCCCAGGACUUCCUACAUGGGUCCCUGAAACAGUUCCUGAAGUUUUGAAAUGUUUGUUGUGUUCCUGGAGAAUACCUCGAGUAUCCCUCACCCAAACCUAAAUGGACCUGACAGCAGUUGGACCAGAAUCAGAGCAGACCCAAAGAACCUGAACCCAAGUUCCUGUCAGUGUUCCCUGUAACCUGGCCUCCUGUUUGGCUGACUGAUGAUUACAUCACUGACACUUGUGGACUCCAGUUUGAAUCUGGACCUGGAUUAUAACUCAUCUGUAAAUACUGACAGAGCUGUUUAUAAUCAGACUGGAACCAUAACCAUUAGAGGACCUGGACCUGGACCUGGACUCUGAUCCUCUGGAAACAAUCAUGUGACCUUUAACAGUGUUACACCCCCCACCCUGACACCAUAGCAGAAACAUGUUUCUCUGUAGAACAAAGAGUCAUUAGAUUUAAAGGAACAGUCCAACAUUUCAGGGGACCUCCUGUUCUCUGUUCAGUACUGUGGAGUUCCUCAGGGAACUGUCCUGGAUCCUCUGAGUCCAGAUUUAAAGGAACAUUUACGAAACCAGAUUCAGUUGAACACAUGAAUUUUAGGUACAUUGGAGACAGGUCCAGGAUGUGGUUAGCCUAGCUUAGCACAAAGACUGGAAGCAGGGGGGAGCUGUUAGCUUAGCUCCAUCAAAAGAACAGCAACUUCAAGUCUGUCUGCUUUUUACCUUACCAAGUAGUCAGCUGUGUUCAGCCGACAGGUGAGUCAACACAGGUGAGUCAACACAUCUGCAGGCAUCACAUCUGGGACCCACAGGUCUGAGACCCAGGUCACUUUUAAAACCUGGUCCAAAGUCAAACCUGUGUCUAGUCUUGUUUCCUCGUCUGUAUGAACAUGACUUGACUGAUGGAGAUAAACAGCUGAUGGAGCAGAUUCUCCAGUCGCUGCCAUUAAACCACAAAAGAAGAAGAGGUGAUAGUUUUCUGAAUCUCUGACAUGUUCAGACAUUUUAUCUUCAGUUACUGAGACAGAAACAGAGAAAACUGAAAAUAUUUUGACUUGAAGUUGACAUAAACAAUUAAUCAAUUAUCAAAAUAGUUGUCAAUUUCUGUCAGUUGAUCAAUCAGCUGACCUGCGCAGCUCAGUUUUACAUUAGCGGGUUCAGGUGGUGGACAACAAACCUGUCGGUUUUCUAUUGGUUCAAAUGAGGGUCAAAAAGAUUUAGAGCUUGUAAGUGAAAUAAUUCUAAAGUGUAUUGCUGUAAAUCGCCCUGUAAAAUAAAUAAGUCAGGACACGUGUAGAAAAGAGUUGUACUGUGUGGCCUGUGUUAAUAAAGUUUGAAGGGAUGACAUCAGUGGUGAGGUCACAAGCAGAAACUGCUUGAGAUCUGUUUGUUUGAUUUACAGCUGCAAACUGUGUUCAUCACUUUAUGAGCUCAAAGUCUUUUUUAUCCUAAUUUGAUCCCAUAGUUUUUUAUCUUUAUCAGGUUAACCCAUAUAACAUUUAAACCAGGAAAUAUACUGUAUAUAGUUUAUAUAGUAUCUGGUUUAACAUUAAUUCAAUGAUCAAUCAUCACAAUAAACAUCAGUAAAAUCAGAUUGACUCAGCUUGUCAAGUCAUCAGUUUUUAUUUGUAUAGUGCCAAUUCACAACAUAAGUUAUCUCAAGGCACUUUCCAAAUAGAGCAGGUCUAGACCUUCUCUUUAUAAUAUUAUUUACAGAAACCCAACAAUUCCCACCAAGAGCAGCACUAGGCAACAGUAGCAAGGACAGCCAGAGGCAGAAACCUCGGGCAGAACCGGACUCAGGGU
This is a messenger RNA of Seriola dumerili (greater amberjack), 4685 nucleotides long. RefSeq names its product ring finger protein 130 (gene rnf130). The record is from RefSeq and is a predicted model, not a curated record. The coding region runs from base 619 to 1887 and encodes 422 amino acids. The transcript is spliced from 9 exons. Lineage: Eukaryota; Metazoa; Chordata; Actinopteri; Carangiformes; Carangidae.